AUGUGGAACUUACUAAAAGCAUUCACUCUAGUAUUCGGAGGUUGUUGUUCCAAUGUUAUUACAUUUGAAACAUUAAUGAGCAACAGAACAAACAGCAUUAAUAAUCUUAUCACGUUUUGUCAAUUUUUAUUUGUUACAUGUCAGGGGCUCCGCAACUUUAUAGAUCUUCAUCGACCUUUCCCUUACUUUAAGCCACUGAAAACUCCUUUCCAUGUUUAUAUCAUUACUGUCGUUUUGUUUUAUAUUUCGUCCACGACGAAUAAUAACGUAUUUAAAUACAACAUAUCCAUUCCAAUUCAUAUUGUUUUCAGAUGUUUUGGAACAGUCAUAACUAUGUUUACAUGUUGGUUAUUAAAUGGUAGGAAAUACACUAAGAUUCAGAUUUCAUCAACAUUAUUUUUAACAAUUGGAGCUAUAAUGGCAUCGUUGUAUAAAGAUGUCGACUUUCGAUACCAAGAUUUGAAAUUGCAAGCGUUGAAAAUCGGACGUGACCAACCUGUAGAUCGCACUUUUAUUUUUGGUAUUUGUAUACUAGUAUUUUCAUCAUUCACAUCAUCUUUACUUUCAGCAUACAAUGAACGCACGUAUCAAAAAUAUGGUAAGCAUUGGAAAGAGAAUAUCUUUUACAGUCAUUUUUUAUCAUUACCUCUCUUUCUACUUAAUCGAAAACAGUUAAUUUACGAAUAUCAAGUAAUGAGAAAGUCUGAAAGGAUAUUGUGUUUGAAUUUUGGGGGAAAGGUUAAAGUCCCGCGAGAAGAAGCUAUACUUUUUUUUAAUGUAUUGACACAAUAUUUUUGUGUCAAGGGUGUUAAUAUACUUGCUAGUAAAACAAAUGCUCUGACACUUUCCAUAACACUACUUGUAAGAAAAUUUAUAAGUCUUUUACUGAGCGUCCAACUUUUCGGGAACAGCCUAUCGUAUACUGGCUACAUUGGGGUUAACCUAGUAUUUUUUGGUGCCUUUGUAUACUCGCUUGGAUCAAUUCGCCCCAGGCAAAAAGAUAAAGAAACCGUAGGGAAGAUCAAAUAA
This is a messenger RNA of Saccharomyces paradoxus, 1029 nucleotides long. It is a transcript of the gene YEA4, whose product is annotated as Yea4p. Gene Ontology annotation, molecular function: UDP-N-acetylglucosamine transmembrane transporter activity. Gene Ontology annotation, biological process: transmembrane transport. Bases 1 to 1029 code for a protein of 342 amino acids. The transcript has a single exon. The record is from RefSeq and is a predicted model, not a curated record. NCBI's taxonomy places the organism in Eukaryota, Fungi, Ascomycota, Saccharomycetes, Saccharomycetales, Saccharomycetaceae. Gene Ontology annotation, cellular component: Golgi membrane; endoplasmic reticulum membrane.